AUGUGCAUCGCUGUGGUGGAAGAGGCUCCUCACGGCUCCGCGGGGAUCGCCGUCGGGGUCGUGUUGGUCAUACUCGCCGUCGCAGGACUCGCCACAUUCCUGUUCGUCAGGAGGAGCCCGAGGCCGGUGUUCGGAGAUAGUCUGGAAGAGGACGUUAAUGAUGAACCAGAGCCUGACAGCAGUGCACAACAACGCUUCAGCCUGCAGCCUCCUGUCUUCUGCUCCGCGGGAUCGGGCCGUUGUGUUCAGGCAAAUCAGCUGAUUAAUCCCGGCACUGCUUACUGGAACAUCAACGUGUCAGCCGAGCCCCAGCCGAGCCCCAGCCGAGCCCCAGACGAACCCCAGCCGAGCCCCAGACAAACCCCAGACGAACCCCAGACGAACCCCAGCCGAUCCCCAGCCGAACCCCAGCCGAGCCCCAGCCGAUCCCCAGCCAAACCCCAGCCGAUCCCAGCCGAACCCCAGCCGAUCCCCAGCCGAACCCCAGCCGAUCCCCAGCCGAGCCCCAGCCGAUCCCCAGCCGAUCCCCAGCCGAUCCCCAGCCGAACCCCAGCCGAUCCCCAGCCGAUCCCCAGCCGAUCCCCAGCCGAGCCCCAGCCGAUCCCCAGCCGAUCCCCAGCCGAACCCCAACCGAACCCCAGCCGAUCCCCAGCCGAUCCCCAGCCGAGCCCCAGCCGAUCCCCAGCCGAUCCCCAGCCGAACCCCAGCCGAUCCCCAGCCGAACCCCAGCCGAUCCCCAGCCGAACCCCAGCCGAUCCCAGCCGAACCCCAGCCGAUCCCCACCGAUCCCCAGCCGAGCCCCAGCCGAUCCCCAGCCGAUCCCCAGCCGAUCCCCAGCCGAUCCCCAGCCGAACCCCAGCCGAUCCCAGCCGAUCCCCAGCCGAUCCCCAGCCGAACCCCAGCCGAUCCCCAGCCGAGCCCCAGCCGAUCCCCAGCCGAUCCCCAGCCGAUCCCCAGCCGAACCCCAGCCGAUCCCCAGCCGAACCUCAGCCGAUCCCCAGCCGAUCCCCAGCCGAUCCCAGCCGAUCCCCAGCCGAACCCCAGCCGAUCCCCAGCCGAACCCCAGCCGAUCCCCAGCCGAACCCCAGCCGAUCCCCAGCCGAUCCCCAGCCGAUCCCCAGCCGAUCCCCAGCCGAUCCCCAGCCGAUCCCCAGCCGAUCCCCAGCCGAACCCCAACCGAUCCCCAGCCGAACCCCAGCCGAACCCCAGCCGAACCCCAGCCGAUCCCCAGCCGAUCCCCAGCCGAGCCCCAGCCGAUCCCCAGCCGAUCCCCAGCCGAACCCCAACCGAUCCCCAGCCGAACCCCAGCCGAACCCCAGCCCGAACCCAGCCGAUCCCCAGCCGAACCCCAGCCAAACCCCAGCCGAUCCCCAGCCGAACCCCAGCCGAACCCCAGCCGAACCCCAGCCGAACCCCAGCAGAGACUUGAUUUCUGAGGUCAUAUGA
Pimephales promelas (fathead minnow) is the source of this 1446-nucleotide messenger RNA. The record is from RefSeq and is a predicted model, not a curated record. NCBI's taxonomy places the organism in Eukaryota, Metazoa, Chordata, Actinopteri, Cypriniformes, Leuciscidae.